AUUGAAAUCGCUACUACAAGUGCCGCCAUCUUGACAGAAAAGUUUACUUGUGUGAACUUGUCAUAUUUCCUCUUCCAUUUUGAUUUAAGUGAGCAAGAUGUCUCACAGGAAGUUCAGUGCGCCCCGUCACGGGUCUAUGGGUUUCUACCCGAAAAAGAGAUCCAGGAGGCAUCGUGGUAAAGUUAAGGCUUUCCCCAAGGAUGACCCAUCCAAACCUGUCCAUCUUACAGCUUUUAUCGGCUACAAAGCCGGUAUGAGUCAUGUUGUACGUGAAGCCGAUCGUCCUGGAUCAAAAAUCAACAAGAAGGAAAUUGUUGAAGCAGUUACCAUUUUGGAGACUCCUCCAAUGGUUGUAGUCGGUGUGGUCGGUUACAUUGAAACUCCACAUGGUCUACGUGCUUUGGCCACUGUUUGGGCUGAGCAUUUGUCUGAAGAUUGCCGUAGACGUUUCUACAAGAACUGGUACAAGAGCAAGAAGAAGGCUUUUACGAAGGCUUCCAAAAAAUGGUCAGAUGACUUGGGCAAAAAGUCCAUUGAACGUGACUUGAAGAAAAUCAUCAAAUACUGUAAAGUAGUCAGGAUUAUUGCCCACACCCAGAUGAAACUGUUGAAACAAAGACAAAAGAAGGCCCACAUCAUGGAAAUUCAACUCAAUGGAGGCAGCAUUGCUGACAAAGUUGCAUGGGCUAAAGAGCAUUUUGAAAAGCCCUUGCCAAUCAGCUCAGUUUUUGCCCAAGAUGAGAUGAUUGAUUGUAUUGGUGUAACCAAGGGUAAAGGAUACAAAGGUGUAACUUCCAGAUGGCACACUAAGAAAUUGCCUCGUAAGACUCACAAGGGUCUCAGAAAAGUUGCCUGUAUUGGAGCAUGGCAUCCUUCAAGAGUUUCAUUUACUGUCGCUCGUGCCGGUCAAAAAGGUUACCAUCACCGUACUGAAAUGAACAAGAAAAUUUACAGGAUUGGAGCUGGUAUCCAUACAAAAGAUGGAAAAGUUGUUAAAAACAACGCCUCCACCCAGUACGAUCUUUCUGAAAAAAGUAUCACCCCCAUGGGUGGAUUCCCUCACUAUGGUGAAGUCAACAAUGACUUUAUCAUGAUCAAAGGUUGUUGUAUGGGUCCCAAAAAGCGUGUCAUCACUUUGAGAAAGUCCCUCUUGGUCCACACUAGCCGUGUUGCUUUGGAAAAGAUCAAUUUGAAAUUCAUUGACACCUCGUCCAAGUUCGGUCACGGUCGGUUCCAGACGCCAGCAGACAAGGCUGCCUUUAUGGGUCCGCUCAAAAAGGACCGUGUCAAGGAAGAAGAAAAGGCUGCUCCAGCUGUUGCCGCUUCUUCAUAAGAUUGUUAUAAUAAUUAUUAUUGACAAUUGAUAAAUGUUAUUAACAAGAUUUUAUUUUUUAUUUUUUCCUUUUGAUC
Messenger RNA from Ceutorhynchus assimilis (cabbage seed weevil), 1410 nucleotides. The record is from the annotation of a GenBank genome assembly. NCBI's taxonomy places the organism in Eukaryota, Metazoa, Arthropoda, Insecta, Coleoptera, Curculionidae.